UUUUUGUAAACCGGUAUUUUUAUUGUAGUUGUGUUUAUUUUUACUAAUUUGUGUUCAUUUUAACUAAAUAACUGUUUUUCUGGUUAUUGUCACUUGCUCAAUGCUCCCGGAACAAAAAGACUUGAUUUACAAAUACUUUCCGCAGCUAGUUCAGGAAUGCGAUUUGGAACACGUUUUAGAAUAUCUUAUAAAAAAAGGCGAUUUAAACAGUGAAUUCUUAGACGAAGUGGCAUUUGAAGAUGACACUUUUCACAAAAAUCGUCAAAUUCUCUUUAAAUUACUCAGACUGGAGAAAUAUAACGCUUUUCCUGGACUAAUCGAAGGUUUAAGACGCACCAAAUUCACUCACCUUGCAAAUGCCCUUGAAAACCGGCUAGAAACAAUAAUUAAAAAUAAUGAUCUGCACCCCCUUGACGUCAACGUCGACGUGAAAUUCUCCACCCAGUUUUACGAUGUGGCCAAAUACAAUAAGACCGGAUUCUAUACAACCCGAUCAAAAAAUCGGGGCCACGUUCUCAUAAUCAACAACAUCAAGUUUUCUCAGGGACAUGAUGAAAGACACGGGGCGGACACCGACGAGCGUAAUCUCAGGGAACUUUUUGAGAAAAUGGGUCUUUCCGUUUUUUCCCACACAAAUCUCACUGCUCAUGACAUGUAUUACCAGACAAAAGAAUUUGCUCAUAAUGUACCUCUAACUAAACCAGACAUAGGAAUUGUGAUAAUUAUGAGUCACGGCAUGGUGAUUAACAACGAAGCUAUGAUUGUCAGUAGCGAUAAUAAAUGCGUCCCUGAAGAUGAUUUCAGGGCCAUGUUUAAUAACGAAAAUUGCCCUCUAUUUAAGAAGAAGCCGAAAAUUUUUAUUUACCAUAUUUGUAGGACGGUUUUUACCGAGCCUGUGACUCAAGAGACCAUGACUGAUGCAAUUUUGAAGCAGGCACAACGAACAUAUAGUGAUAUGUUGAUUUGUCAUCCGUCCGUUAAAGGAUACUCAGCGCAUAGGAACAGUAUUAAGGGAUCUUGGUACAUUCAGCUCUUGUGUAAAGUAUUUAUGGAGAAUGCUCAUGACAUGGAUAUGGAAUCUUUGUUGCGGAAAGUAGAUGAGGAGUUGGAAAUUGUGUCUUCCAUGCCUUGGGAAAUGAGUGGCGAAGGGCAAAGCACUCAACAAACUUCCACUUUCCAGAAUAUUGGGUUUAAGAAGUGUUACUUACACCCUGGGGUGUACGAAGACAACGGGAAAAUGAUGCAUUUUGAAGAUAAAUAGGAAGGUUAAUGUGCAAUUAACAUUCCGUGCAAUAAUUAAGUGCAAUUAUUAUUACUUACUUUAAUUAAAAUAAAGUCAUUUUUACGAA
Molecule: messenger RNA, 1349 nt
Organism: Zophobas morio
Lineage: Eukaryota; Metazoa; Arthropoda; Insecta; Coleoptera; Tenebrionidae
Product: caspase-2-like
Exons: 3
Coding region: 101-1261 (386 amino acids)
Biological process (GO): proteolysis
Molecular function (GO): cysteine-type endopeptidase activity
Source: RefSeq, a predicted model, not a curated record